Prinia subflava (tawny-flanked prinia) is the source of this 2240-nucleotide messenger RNA. RefSeq names its product purinergic receptor P2Y1 (gene P2RY1). The coding region runs from base 270 to 1355 and encodes 361 amino acids. Gene Ontology annotation, biological process: platelet activation; phospholipase C-activating G protein-coupled receptor signaling pathway; relaxation of muscle. Gene Ontology annotation, molecular function: G protein-coupled ATP receptor activity; ATP binding; G protein-coupled ADP receptor activity. Gene Ontology annotation, cellular component: plasma membrane. NCBI's taxonomy places the organism in Eukaryota, Metazoa, Chordata, Aves, Passeriformes, Cisticolidae. The record is from RefSeq and is a predicted model, not a curated record. The transcript is spliced from 2 exons.
CCGGCGCUCCGUGCCCGCCGAGGGGCCGCGCUCCGCGGCGCUGCCGCCGCCAGGGCCCGUCCCGCCGCCCCCGGCCCUGCCCGGCCAUGGGCGCCGGGGCAGCCGCGGCCGGGACGCCGCCCCCCGCGGGCGGGCGCUGCCGGCGGCGCGGAGCGGCGAGCGCGGGCUGAGACGACGACGACGAGAAGGAGGAGGAGGCAGAUGCGUUACUGUGCCUGUGGAGACUUCGUUGCUUCGCCUCAGCCCUAUGUGACUCUGGGGGAAGGAUCAUGACCGAAGUCCUUCUCUCUGCUGCUCUGAACGGAACUGAACCCAACCUGUUAUCCGGCUGGUCCGCGGGGAACGUCACCACCAAGUGCUCCCUGACCAAAACCGGCUUCCAGUUCUAUUACCUGCCCACCGUCUACAUUCUGGUCUUCAUCACCGGGUUUUUGGGCAACAGUGUGGCUAUCUGGAUGUUUGUCUUCCACAUGAGGCCUUGGAGCGGCAUCUCGGUUUACAUGUUCAACUUGGCACUGGCCGAUUUCCUGUAUGUCCUGACUCUGCCCGCCCUCAUCUUUUACUACUUCAACAAAACGGACUGGAUCUUCGGAGAUAUCAUGUGCAAGCUGCAGAGGUUCAUCUUCCACGUGAACCUGUACGGCAGCAUCCUGUUCCUGAUGUGCAUCAGCGUGCACAGGUACACGGGAGUGGUGCACCCCCUGAAGUCCCUGGGGAGGCUGAAGAAGAAGAACGCGGUGUACAUCAGCAGCCUGGUCUGGGUGCUCGUGGUGGGUGCCAUUUCUCCCAUUCUCUUCUACUCGAGAACAGGGAUAAGGAAAAACAAAACCACGACGUGCUACGACACAACGGCCGAUGAUUACCUGAGAAGCUAUUUCAUUUACAGCAUGUGCACCACGGUGCUGAUGUUCUGCAUCCCCUUCAUAGUGAUUCUUGGUUGCUAUGGGCUCAUCGUGAAAGCUUUGAUUUACAAAGAUUUGGACAAUUCUCCUCUCAGGAGAAAAUCGAUUUACCUGGUCAUUAUUGUGUUGACGGUCUUUGCAGUGUCUUACCUUCCCUUCCAUGUGAUGAAGACCUUAAAUCUAAGGGCCAGGGUGGAUUUCCAGACCCCGGAUAUGUGUGCCUUCAAUGAUAAGGUUUAUGCCACGUACCAAGUGACGAGGGGCCUGGCCAGCCUCAACAGCUGCGUCGACCCCAUCCUUUACUUCCUGGCAGGUGACACCUUCCGAAGGCGGCUUUCCAGGGCCACCAGGAAAUCAUCCAGAAGGAGCGAACACAAUGUGCAGUCCAAAAGUGAGGAAAUGACUCUCAAUAUUUUAACAGAGUAUAAACAGAACGGAGACACCAGUUUGUGAACAAAUGCAGGAGAUUUGGGAACAGUUUGGAAAAAAUCCUCCGCUUUGAGGCAGUAGGAGACUGAAGGGCUUACAAGUGUGUGAGGAAAAUCUACCAGUCUCAAAUUGUUUUUAGUUAAAGCCUCAUUUUCUGGUCUUAGGAAAAGCUUAACAAAGUCAGUGGAAGAAUUUUAAUGGAAAAUAAUGUGUCAAAAUCCAGCUUUCCUUCAGUAGUUUCAUUUAAUUCUGACUUGUGUCAGAUGAAGUAAAAUGAAGUAAAUCCCCUAAAGGAGGAGAGCAAUCAAGUGCAUCUGGUUUAAUGACUUAGUCUCCCACAUUUGAAAAUGUUCUCAGUCAGCCUGUCUUUAGAAAUAGGAAAUAAAAAUAAGAGCAGUGUCUUGUUUUCUGAGGCUCAGUCACAGACCAGGCUUUCUGCUCUGUCGCUGUUGUACGCAAGGAUCUAAAUCAGAGUCAUGAUGCAGUUGUCAUUUUCAGUUCUGUUAUUUUUUCAUCUACUUCUAGUGCUGAUACCUACUUGAUAGUCUGGUGGCAUUUAUGGUUCAGUCCUCUUUCAGUGCCGGUGUUCUAGUCGAGGUAGGCUUUGCUGGUGUGUGCAUGGUCGUGCUUUGGGGUUGCGGUGGUUGUUGGCAGCAGGCCUGGCCCCGGGCGCCCAGGGCUGGAGGUGUCCCCGGCGCUGCGGGCACUGCCGGGCGCGGGGCUGUGCCUCGGCGGCUCCGUGCUGUCCCCGUGCCCAGGGCAGCGGUGCCGGCCCAGGGACAGGCCCGGCGUGGCCUGGCUGGCCGGGGAGCGCCGGCAGAGCCGCCCGGCCUGAGGCCGCUGGCAUGGGCUGGCACUGGCCGGCGUGGGCCGGCAUGGGCUGGCAAUGGCUGGCACCGGCUGGCAAUG